UUCCUUCGCACCAAAUCGUAGCUGGUUUGGGCGGGGCGUGGGGGCGCUCCUCUAGAAUAGAUCUUCUCUAGGUAUUCACAGAUCUAUCUCGCGAGCAAUGGCGGGUGUGAUUGCGCUGUUCGAUGUGGAUGGAACGCUCACGCCGCCGAGGAAGGUCGCUUCCGUUGAAAUGCUAGAUUUCUUGCAGGAGCUCCGAAAGGUGAUCACUGUCGGGGUCGUUGGUGGCUCGGAUCUGUCGAAAAUCUCGGAGCAGCUUGGCAAGAACACUAUCAACGAUUAUGACUAUGUUUUCUCUGAGAAUGGCCUUGUUGCUCACAAAGGUGGAUCUCAAAUUGGUAGCCAGAGCCUAAAAAGCUUUCUUGGAGACGAUCAGCUCAAGGAAUUUAUAAAUUUCGUGCUUCACUACAUCGCAGAUUUGGACAUUCCUAUCAAGAGAGGAACUUUUAUCGAGUUUAGGACGGGUAUGCUAAACGUUUCUCCUAUCGGACGUAAUUGUAGCCAGGAAGAACGCGAUGCUUUCGAGCAAUAUGACAAGAUUCAUAACAUACGACGGGACAUGGUUAAUGUUCUCAAGGAAAAUUUUUCACAUUUGCCGCUUACUUACUCGAUCGGUGGCCAGAUUAGUUUCGAUGUUUUUCCCAGAGGCUGGGAUAAAACUUACUGCCUCCAGUUCCUCGACGAUUUCAAGGAGAUCCAUUUCUUCGGAGACAAAACUUUCAAGGGAGGCAACGAUCACGAAAUUUUCGAGUCGGAGAGGACCAUCGGGCACACUGUCACCAGCCCUGGAGACACGAGAGAACAGUGCACGCGUUUGUUCCUCACAACCAUGUAAUUUAAUUGAGUGAUUAAAUUAUCAAUAAAUUAAAGAAAUAAGCAUUGUUUAACAAGA
Selaginella moellendorffii is the source of this 889-nucleotide messenger RNA. Its product is annotated as phosphomannomutase. The transcript is spliced from 11 exons. Bases 98 to 832 code for a protein of 244 amino acids. Gene Ontology annotation, biological process: GDP-mannose biosynthetic process; protein N-linked glycosylation; mannose metabolic process. The record is from RefSeq and is a predicted model, not a curated record. Gene Ontology annotation, cellular component: cytosol. Gene Ontology annotation, molecular function: phosphomannomutase activity. NCBI's taxonomy places the organism in Eukaryota, Viridiplantae, Streptophyta, Lycopodiopsida, Selaginellales, Selaginellaceae.